Messenger RNA from Torulaspora globosa, 462 nucleotides. RefSeq names its product translation initiation complex factor eIF1A (gene TIF11). Lineage: Eukaryota; Fungi; Ascomycota; Saccharomycetes; Saccharomycetales; Saccharomycetaceae. The transcript has a single exon. Gene Ontology annotation, cellular component: cytoplasm. Gene Ontology annotation, molecular function: RNA binding; translation initiation factor activity. The coding region runs from base 1 to 462 and encodes 153 amino acids. The record is from RefSeq and is a predicted model, not a curated record. Gene Ontology annotation, biological process: translational initiation.
AUGGGUAAGAAGAACACCAAAGGUGGUAAAAAGGGUAGAAGGGGAAAGAACGAAAGUGAUGGUCCAAAGCGUGAGCUGUACUACAAAGAGGAGGGUCAAGAAUAUGCUCAGAUUACCAAAAUGUUGGGUAACGGUAGAGUAGAAGCUACGUGUUUUGAUGGCGUCAGGAGAAUGGCUCAUAUCAGAGGUAAGCUGAGAAAGAGAGUUUGGAUGGGACAAGGUGACAUAAUCUUAGUUUCUUUAAGAGAUUUCCAGGACGAUCAAUGUGAUGUUGUUCAUAAAUAUAAUUUGGAUGAGGCCAGAACGCUGAAGAACCAAGGCGAGCUGCCUGAGAAUGCGAAGAUUAACGAAACCGAUAACUUUGGUUUCGAAUCCGAUGAAGACGUCAACUUCGAGUUCGGUAACGCAGACGAGGAGGAAGAAGAAGAGGACGACGAGGAGCUUGACAUUGAUGACAUUUAA